AGCGGGCGGGGCCGGAAGUGCCGCUCCCUAGUGGGGGCUGUUCAUGGCGGUUCCGGGGUCUCCAGCACUUUCUCCAGUUGUCCCACAUCAGUCGGAAGCGGAGGCCGCGACGCUUGAGGUUCUUGCUGCUGUGAAAUGACUGAGUACAAACUGGUGGUGGUUGGAGCAGGUGGUGUUGGGAAAAGCGCACUGACAAUCCAGCUGAUCCAGAACCACUUUGUAGAUGAAUAUGAUCCCACCAUAGAGGAUUCUUACCGAAAACAGGUGGUUAUAGACGGUGAAACCUGUCUGUUGGACAUACUGGAUACAGCCGGUCAAGAGGAAUACAGUGCCAUGAGGGACCAAUACAUGAGGACAGGCGAAGGCUUCCUCUGUGUAUUUGCCAUCAAUAAUAGCAAAUCGUUUGCAGAUAUUAACCUUUACAGAGAACAGAUUAAGCGAGUAAAAGACUCAGAUGAUGUCCCUAUGGUGCUAGUAGGAAACAAGUGUGAUUUGCCAACAAGAACCGUCGACACAAAACAAGCCCACGAGCUGGCCAAGAGUUACGGGAUUCCAUUCAUUGAAACCUCAGCCAAGACCAGACAGGGCGUCGAAGAUGCCUUUUACACGCUGGUAAGAGAAAUACGUCAGUACCGAAUGAAGAAACUCAACAGCAGUGACGAUGGGACUCAAGGUUGUAUGGGGUUGCCGUGCGUGGUGAUGUAACAGAUAACUUUUAAAGUUCUAGCAUCAGAAAAGAGCCACUUUCAAGCUGCACUGACACCCUGGCCCUGACUUCCCUGGAGGAGAAGUAUUCCUGUUGCCAUAUCUUCAGUUUCGCAGAGAAGCUCUGCUAUUCCCCAACUCUCAGCAGAUCAGUAUAUUAUUCUCUCUCUGAGAAGCUCUCCGAAUAACUACCUCCUCACUUGGUUGUCUGACCAGAGAAAUGAACCUCUCGUCACCCCUCCACCCCAUAUCCCCCAGCACACACACAGGUCUCCCAUAGUUCUUCAUCUGAAAAGUAAUUCACGCUCUGGAACAGAGAACCAAACUGUAGACAUGAAAUUCUGUAGGGCACAAUGUCUUGAGCUCUAAAGUAGCAACUGCUGGUGACUUUUUUUUUUUUUUUUUUUUUUUUUUUUUUACUGUUGAACUUGGAACUAUGUUGGUUUUUGGAGAAAUGUUAUAAGUUACUGUUUUGCUGAGAAUAGAGUUACGUUUGCCAUUCGGUUUGUUUGUAAUGUUGCUGGCUAUAUUCUGUAAAUGGGCAUCCACUCUGCAUUCCUGGAUACAAACGUGAAUUCUGACUCUGGAGUCGGUCUACCCUAGUGUUCUCAGCUUUCACGUAAUUAAAUCUAACUUUUGCAGCAAA
This is a messenger RNA of Hyaena hyaena (striped hyena), 1351 nucleotides long. RefSeq names its product NRAS proto-oncogene, GTPase (gene NRAS). Gene Ontology annotation, molecular function: GDP binding; GTP binding; GTPase activity. The coding region runs from base 136 to 705 and encodes 189 amino acids. Gene Ontology annotation, biological process: Ras protein signal transduction. The transcript has 7 exons. Gene Ontology annotation, cellular component: plasma membrane. The record is from RefSeq and is a predicted model, not a curated record. NCBI's taxonomy places the organism in Eukaryota, Metazoa, Chordata, Mammalia, Carnivora, Hyaenidae.